UCAACAUGAAAAGGGUCUCCAGGAAAGCAGGAGUUUAUUUUUUUUAACUGGCAAGUCAAAAUGAAAGUGCAACUGAGCUCCAGCUGAGGGUGUGGUGCUUGAAGACAAAAUGCAAUGUGUCAGACCAAUUCAGAUCAUUUCACUGAAGCACCUCUCAGUUGCAGUCCCUGCUACUAGUCUGCUGACAAAAGCUUUGCCAAGGGCCGGGAUAUGAAUAACUCAACUGAUUACUGGAUUGAGGACGAGGAGGAUGAUCUCAGCUCUGUUAUAGAUUACAAUACAUAUGAGCUUCUCUGUGAAAAAGGUGAUGUGAGAAAUUUCAGUAAAUUAUUCCUUCCUGUGUUCUAUGCAUUGGCUUUCACUGUCGGAGUCGCUGGAAAUUCAUUAGUGGUCGCAAUUUAUGCCUACUGCAAGAAACCGAAGACUAAGACAGAUGUGUACAUCAUGCAUCUGGCCAUUGCUGAUCUGCUCUUGCUCUUCACGCUCCCUUUUUGGGCCGCAAAUGCAGUGCAGGGAUGGGAACUCGGCAACUCAAUGUGCAAGAUCGCUUCUUCUCUGUACACCAUGAAUUUCAGCUCCAGCAUGUUGUUCCUGGCCUGUAUCAGUGUGGAUAGAUACAGGGCCACCUCUGAGCCCCGGGGUAGCAGAAGUGUUGGUAAACACUGCAGCGUCACCUGCAUCUGUGUCUGGCUGGCUGCCAUUUUCCUCAGUAUCCCUGAACUGAUAUUCAAUCAGGUCAAGAAACACAAUGACAGGAAUGAAUGCCUUCCUGUAUUUCCAAUGAACAUGGAAACACUCUUAAAAGCCACCAUUCAAAUCCUGGAAAUUAUCCUCGAAUUUCUGCUUCCUUUCCUUGUCAUGCUAAUCUGCUAUUCAGCUACUGCUCGAGCAAUCUUUAGAUCUGCAAAUGCUAAAAAAUCGAGACCUUUCAUGGUUCUGCUGGCAGUCGUCGCUACUUUCAUCAUUACCCAGCUACCUUACAACAUUGUGAAGUUCUGGCGAGCCAUAGAUAUCAUCUACAUGUUGAUCACUGACUGUGAUGCAAGUAAAACAAUAGAAGUUGCACUCCAGGUCACCAAGAGCAUCGCUUUGUUUCACGCCUGCCUGAACCCUCUUCUCUAUGCCUUUCUGGGUGCCUCUUUUAAAACGCAUAUUAUGAAAGUUGCAAAAAAUUAUGGAUACUGGAGAAGACAUCAACAGAAUGGAAGACCUGAAGAAAUUUCUAUGAAUUAUGAAGACCACAUUGAAGAAACAACUAGUUUCACUCUAUAGACUCUCCAUUACUUUCGUUAUCUUGUAUAAGCAAGGGAAUUAUAUACUAAUUAUUAUAUACUAAUUCUGGGGGUAUUGUUUCAGCAGCUGUUUGUCUGCAAGUAAACUUUCAGAUUAAUUUCUGAAUAUGCAGACUAGGCAAGAAACUUUUGUAGCUACAGUUAAUAAUGUUUUGUUUCUCCAACUAUUUUGUAAAACUGUAGGACACUUGCCUAAUAAGUCAGUUUCAAUUUUUUCCUC
Columba livia (rock pigeon) is the source of this 1512-nucleotide messenger RNA. RefSeq names its product atypical chemokine receptor 4 (gene ACKR4). Gene Ontology annotation, molecular function: C-C chemokine binding; C-C chemokine receptor activity; scavenger receptor activity. NCBI's taxonomy places the organism in Eukaryota, Metazoa, Chordata, Aves, Columbiformes, Columbidae. Gene Ontology annotation, biological process: positive regulation of cytosolic calcium ion concentration; immune response; G protein-coupled receptor signaling pathway. The transcript has 2 exons. The record is from RefSeq and is a predicted model, not a curated record. Gene Ontology annotation, cellular component: membrane; external side of plasma membrane.